CAUUAUAGUAGUAAGGAUGUUUGGCAUAUGGUUACAGCUUCAAAUUCUUGGUAUCCUAUCGCCUCAAACACCUCUACUACAAUGGCACGUGAGGAUACUCUGGGGCAAUCGGCCCAAUAAGAACCAGUGGAAGCCGAGGGCAUCAACUUGCCGCACCCAAAUCGGCAAUACCGAGAUCCGAGCUACAUGAUAAUGCACGAUAGGUUCUCCCGAGCAUGCCGACGCACCCC
This is a messenger RNA of Suhomyces tanzawaensis NRRL Y-17324, 230 nucleotides long. RefSeq lists its product as uncharacterized. The record is from RefSeq and is a predicted model, not a curated record. Bases 17 to 190 code for a protein of 57 amino acids. The transcript has a single exon. NCBI's taxonomy places the organism in Eukaryota, Fungi, Ascomycota, Pichiomycetes, Serinales, Debaryomycetaceae.